Molecule: messenger RNA, 252 nt
Organism: Dictyostelium discoideum AX4
Lineage: Eukaryota; Evosea; Eumycetozoa; Dictyosteliales; Dictyosteliaceae
Exons: 1
Coding region: 1-252 (83 amino acids)
Source: RefSeq, a predicted model, not a curated record
AUGUUUAAUUACAAUAGUAUAAAUGAUAUUAAAAAAACAAAUAAUAAUAAUAAUAUUAAUAUUAAUAAUAAUAAUAAUAAUAAUAAUAAUAAUAAUAAUAAUAAUAAUAAUAAUAAUAAUAAUAAUAAUAAUAAUAAUAAUAAUAAUAAUAAUAAUAAUAAUAAUAAUAUUUACACUAAUUUCUUAAAAAAUUUUAAAAAUUUUUUUUUUUUUUUGAAUUGGAUAACGCAAUUAUUAUUUGCUUCUCCUUGA